Messenger RNA from Phacochoerus africanus (Common warthog), 984 nucleotides. RefSeq names its product olfactory receptor 52D1-like. Lineage: Eukaryota; Metazoa; Chordata; Mammalia; Artiodactyla; Suidae. Bases 1 to 984 code for a protein of 327 amino acids. The transcript has a single exon. Gene Ontology annotation, biological process: G protein-coupled receptor signaling pathway. Gene Ontology annotation, molecular function: G protein-coupled receptor activity; olfactory receptor activity. The record is from RefSeq and is a predicted model, not a curated record. Gene Ontology annotation, cellular component: membrane.
AUGAAGGAAAAAUUAAAACACCCGAUGCUGGGUAUGCCAGCAUACAAUAAGACGGAUGUCCAUCCGUCCACCUUCAUUCUCAUUGGCAUUCCUGGCUUGGAGGCUGCCCAUAUCUGGAUCUCCAUCCCCUUUUGUGUGGGCUACCUUUUGGCCCUCCUGGGAAACUGCUCUCUCCUCUUUAUCAUCAAGACAGACUCCAGCCUCCACGAGCCAAUGUACCUCUUCCUCUGCAUGCUGGCUGUGGCUGACCUUACUGUGCGCACCACCGCCGUGCCCAAACUUCUCAGUAUCUUCUGGUUCCAUGACAGAGAGAUUCGCUUUGAAGCCUGCCUCACCCAAGUGUUCCUGAUUCACUCCUGCUCCACCAUGGAGUCUGGCUUCUUCCUGGCCCUGGCCUUUGACCGCUGUGUAGCCAUUUGUAAUCCGCUAAGACCCUCCGCUCUUCUGACCCGCGCUGGGACUUGGGGGGUGGGUCUCGCUGUUGUGCUCCGGGGCACAGCCCUCCUUGGUCCUCACCCCUUCCUGCUGCGGUGGCUGCCCUGCUGCAGAGCCAAGGUCCUUUCCCACACCUACUGUGAGGUUAUGACCCUCGUCAGGAUCGCCUGUGCGGAGACGGGAGUCCUCAGCGCCUACAGCCUCGCUGCUGCCUUCCUUACAGGAGGAGUGGACUUCCUGCUCAUCAUUUGUUCCUAUGUGCUCAUCCUCCACGCUGGCUUCCACCUCCCGUCCAAGGAUGCCCGUCUCAAGACCCUGGGCACCUGUGGCUCCCAUGUGUGUGUGAUCUCAGUGUCCUAUACCCCAGCCUUCUUCUCUUUUCUCACCCACAGGUUUGGGCACCACGUGGCAGCCCAUGUCCACAUAUUUGUGGCCAACAUCUACCUUCUGGUCCCCCCCAUGGUGAACCCUGUCAUCUAUGGGGUGAGGACCAAGAAGAUCCGGGACAGGUUCCUUAAAUUUUUCAGUUCUUCAAAACCUCUGAACUAA